Coccomyxa subellipsoidea C-169 is the source of this 2149-nucleotide messenger RNA. Its product is annotated as TBCC-domain-containing protein. Bases 1 to 1728 code for a protein of 575 amino acids. The transcript is spliced from 10 exons. Lineage: Eukaryota; Viridiplantae; Chlorophyta; Trebouxiophyceae; Coccomyxaceae. The record is from RefSeq and is a predicted model, not a curated record.
AUGGGACGUGUGCUCAAGAGUGCUGUCAUAUCGCAGAUCCUCAUAGACACUAUUGAUGCCCUGGCGGAGGCGCCACAGGAAGUUGUGCAACGGCCAGAAGGUAUCAGUGAAGCCAACACAGUCGAUGCCUGCACCGUGGCUCUGUACAUGUUUGGCCAACUGUACAUUCGACAGGCCCAGCGCGCAGAUGCAAUGGAUGUGUGGCCCAGCUCGUCGCCACAGGCCGCUGCUGCUGGAUUAACGGGCAGCGCGUUUUCGCAGGCUUUGCCCUUUGCUGAGCUGAGCGGCAGCUUCAGUGGGUUUGGGUCAGGAGGCUUUGGGCCUGCAGAGCCCAUCUCACCCACACGAUCUGGAUCCUCAACUUCAUCCCCAUCCAGAUCAGGCUCAGGGCCUGUUUCACCCUCAGUGCACUUCCAGCAGCAGAAGAGCAACCAUCUUGUGCGGAAAGAGCUCCAGGCACACCUUUUUGCGCAUCAGCAGCUGCUUGCAGGGUACACGGAUCACAUCAAACGGCACACGCACGCGCUUCUUCAGCUGGUGCUGAACAAUCCGCAGAAGGCGGACAGCAGCCUGCAUAACGGCACCAUUAGCGCUGCAGAGUUUGACCGCUUGGGCUUCCUUUUGAGAGGCUCGGCUGAGAGCAGUCCAACGCAGGAUGGCAGCCCCAUGGAUGUCAGCCCAUCACCCUUCCAAGAUGCCAUGGUCGGCAGCCCACCCAAAGGGGGCAGAAGAGGGGAUUUAGCUCCAGCUGGUAUCGUGCAAGGGGGCAGCGUGGACAUUCAGGGCGUGUGCAAGUCGACGGUGGUGCGGGGGGAGGACAACUUCCCUGCGGGCAUCCUGCGGGUCACAGACUGCCAUGACACGGUCGUCUACGCGCUCGCACCCCUGCACUAUGCCAAGAUCGCAGCCUGCAGCGACUGCACGAUCAUGAUUGGGGCGGUGGGGCGAGUGCUGAAGGUGGAGCGGUGCGAGAGGGUGCAGCUGGUCGCAUCGGCGGUGCGCCUGAGCAUCGCGUCAUGCCACGACUGCGUCUUCUACCUCGGUGUCAACCGCCCGCCUCUCCUGCUCGGCGACAACCGCUUCCUCCAGAUGGCGCCGUACAACACGCAGUAUGAGCGGCUGCCGGUGCACAUGGCCAAGGCGGGCGUGACGGCGGAGCCCAACCUGUGGGACCGCCCGGUCAGCCUGGGCCGCGAGCACCGGCCGGCCACGCCCGACUCCGACAGCGCCACAUCGGCCGCCGGCAAGGCGCGCAUGCCCUUCACGCUGCUGCCGCCCGACAAGCUGCUGCCGCUCAUGGUGCCCUUCAAGGGCGGGCCCGGGCCCCUCUGCGGCGGCGCAGCCUCCAGUGGCGGAUCCAGGAUGUCGGCGGAUGUGGGGAGUUUUGUGGGGCUGGGGGACAGCGGCCAGGGGGGGUCGGGGCCUCUGGCGCCCAGCCCAUUCCGGCUGCCCGCCGUGUACGAGGAGGCCAAGGAGCGCAAGGUGUCCGCCGUGUCAGACCUGCGCAACGCUGUCAAAGCGGCCUCCCUGGACGAUGGCAAGAAGCGGGAGCUGCAGGCGGUGAUCCAGUCCUAUUUCAAGGACUGGCUGAUGACGUCGGGCAACAUGCGGCAGGUGUAUGACCUGGCGCGCAUGGAGCGCGAGGAAGCCUCCAGCAGCAUGCCCGACAACAGCAACAACCUGGGCCCAGACGGCCCCAUGAACAUGUCCACGGACCCUUCCUUGUGACCACCUCAUGUCUGACACACUCCUGCAGCUUGUGCAGCUGCAGGAGCGUAAUGGCAUGUAGUUUUACUAGGGGAGCUCCUCAGUUGAUGCCGGCAGUGCGCCUGGCAGCAGUUGAGGAGUGGGCUAGUCAGAAAGGCUUGUUGGCUUGUGCUCUGCCAGGCCAGGGGAUCUCCUUGCUUGCAGAAUAUGUCUGCAUCGAGCAGAUUGAAGGCAUUGCUAGGCUGUUAACGUCACGUUGUAGGAGAAGAAAAUUAGGAGUGCUUUGACCCUGUUGGACCUGUGCAUGCGGGCAUUGUGACUGCAAGCGGAGCAGGCAGCUCAUGAUUGCAUUGUUGCAAUGUUGACAAUGACUCUACUGUCUGUUAAUAACGUUGGUGACCUGUUGCGCAGCUCUGUCACAUGGUAAUGAUAGUGAUUGCAG